Messenger RNA from Abrus precatorius (Indian licorice), 3826 nucleotides. RefSeq names its product probable LRR receptor-like serine/threonine-protein kinase At1g56140. Lineage: Eukaryota; Viridiplantae; Streptophyta; Magnoliopsida; Fabales; Fabaceae. The coding region runs from base 225 to 3329 and encodes 1034 amino acids. Gene Ontology annotation, molecular function: protein kinase activity; ATP binding; protein binding. Gene Ontology annotation, biological process: protein phosphorylation. The transcript has 24 exons. The record is from RefSeq and is a predicted model, not a curated record.
CUGUGUCAACAAUGAAACUGACGUAAGCUUUACCUAUGGCCAAUAAAAUCAGCAUAUUAUCUAUACUACACACUAUAUAUUAUACAUAGUCAGAGACGCCAUCUUUGCCUCUACUUUGUGCGAAAAAUCUCAGGAUAUUAUUUUUCUCCGUAACUUAAUUUGGUUUUGCUUACCAAAUUAAUAGCGAGAUUAUUGCUACGUGAGGGUCGAUCGAAGUUCGUAUCAUGGGACGGUGUUUAUCACGUAGUUUUGCUUUUCUACUUGUUUCUGCUCUCUGUGUCUUCAGCUGCUUUGUCGAUGUUGCAGAAGCUCAAGCUGCAAACGCUACUACAGAUCCUAAUGAAGCAAGAGCUCUGAAUUCAAUCUUCAGCACGUGGGAUAUUGAGGCAGACACAACUCAAUGGAAUGUAAGCGGUGAUGUAUGCAGUGGAAGAGCCGUUGAUCUCACUACUACCAUUGAUGACGGCACUUACAACCCAUUCAUCAAGUGCGAUUGUUCCUAUGACAAUAGAACUACUUGUCACAUCACAGCACUGAAGGUUUAUGCAUUAGACGUGGUUGGUGAAAUUCCUGAAGAGCUAUGGACUCUAACUUAUCUCACCAAUUUGAAACUUGACCAGAAUUACCUGACAGGUUCUCUAUCUCCAGCUAUUGGGAAUCUAACUCGAAUGCAAUACAUGAGUUUCGGCAUCAACAAUUUAUCAGGGAACCUUCCAAAGGAAUUGGGAAAUCUUACUGAGUUAAGAUCAUUGAGUUUUUCUUCAAACAACUUCUCUGGAUCUCUUCCACCUGAACUUGGGAAACUGACAAAGUUAGAACAACUCUACUUUGAUAGUUCAGGAAAUAGUGGUCCAAUUCCUUCCACUUUUGCAAGCCUGAAGAAUUUGGCGAUAGUUUGGGCUUCAGACACAGAACUCACGGGUAGAAUCCCAGAUUUCAUUGGGAAUUGGUCUAAGCUUCAAACCUUGAGGUUUCAGGGGAACUCCUUCAUUGGCUCAAUACCCUCAUCAUUUUCCAAUUUGACAUCUAUGUCAGAAUUGAGAAUAAGUGGUUUAUCUAAUGGGAGCGCCUCACUGGAAUUUGUAAGGAAUAUGAAAUCUUUGAUUAUUUUAGAACUAAAGAAUAACAAUAUUUCUGGUUCAAUUCCAUCCACCUUUGGAGAAUUUCUCAAUUUGACCCAAUUGGAUUUAAGCUUCAAUAACAUCACAGGACAAAUACCAGGACCAAUUUUCAAUCUGAGCUUGCUCCAAUACUUGUUUCUUGGAAAUAACAAACUUAAUGGCACUCUUCCUGGGCAGAAAAGUUCUUCUCUUCUGAAUAUAGACUUGUCAUACAAUGAUCUAUCAGGUAGCCUUCCCUCUUGGGUAAAUCAACCAAAUUUACAACUGAAUUUAGUUGCCAACAACUUGACAAUUGAUAGUUCAAGUAGCAGUGGCUUGCCCACAGGACUCAACUGUCUCCAAAAAAAUUUUCCUUGUAAUAGUGGUGUUGGUAGAUAUUCUGACUUUUCAAUAAAGUGUGGUGGUCCCCGAAUUACCUCGGCAGAUCAAACUAUGUAUGAAAUGGACAAUGCAACACUUGGUCCUGCUACAUACUUUGUUACUGAUACAGAUAGAUGGGCUGUUAGUAACAUUGGAUUAUUUACUGGGAGCAAUAAUCCUGUAUACAAAAGUUUUGUUUCUAAUCAGUUCACUGGUACUGUGAACCCAGAGCUUUUCCAAACAGCAAGACUCUCUGCUUCAUCAUUACGAUAUUUUGGUCUGGGGCUGGAAAAUGGUUUUUACAACAUCACCCUCCAAUUUGCAGAAACAGCUAUUCUGGAUACUCCCACAUGGAAAAGCCUUGGGAGACGGGUCUUUGAUAUUUAUAUUCAGGGAACUCGUGUUCUCAAGGAUUUUGAUAUACAAAAGGAAGCUGGGGGUUUCUCUUACAGAGCUGUGCAAAAGCAAUUUAGGUUUGAAGUGUCAGAAAACUAUCUUGAGAUCCAUCUCUUUUGGGCUGGAAAAGGGACUUGCUGUAUACCAGCUCAGGGUACUUAUGGGCCCUUGAUUCAAGCCAUCAGUGCUGUCGCAGACUUCAUACCUUCAGUUAGUAACAAUCCUCCAAGCAGUAAAAAGAAUAGAACCGGUCUAAUCAUUGGAGUUGUUGUUGGAGUUGGAGUAGUAAGCUUUCUAUCAGUUUUUGCAAUUUUCUGUAUUAUUCAGAAAAGAAAACGCGAGGCAGAUGAUGAAGAACUUUUAGGAAUUGAUACAAAGCCAUACACUUUCAGCUAUUCUGAGCUAAAGAAUGCUACAAAUGACUUUAAUCUUGAAAAUAAGCUUGGAGAGGGAGGUUUUGGACCUGUUUAUAAGGGGACACUGAAUGAUGGAAGAGUAAUUGCUGUGAAACAACUAUCAGUGGGAUCCCAUCAAGGAAAGAGCCAGUUUAUAACUGAGAUUGCUACUAUAUCAGCUGUGCAACAUCGUAAUCUUGUCAAAUUAUAUGGAUGUUGCAUUGAGGGGAGUAAAAGACUUCUAGUCUAUGAGUAUCUAGAAAAUAAGAGUGUAGAUCAAGCAUUAUUUGGAAAUUGCUUAACCCUCAAUUGGUCCAUGCGCUAUGAUAUAUGCUUGGGUGUUGCUAGAGGAUUAACUUAUUUACAUGAAGAGUCACGGCUCCGUAUUGUACACCGUGAUGUAAAGGCUAGUAAUAUACUGCUUGAUUCUGUGCUUAUCCCAAAAAUAUCUGAUUUUGGGUUGGCCAAAUUAUAUGAUGAAAACAAGACCCAUAUAAGCACCCGUGUGGCUGGGACAAUUGGAUAUCUUGCACCGGAGUAUGCAAUGCGUGGACACCUUACAGAGAAAGCAGAUGUUUUUUCCUUUGGUGUUGUCGCUCUAGAGUUAGUUAGUGGGAGGCCAAAUUCUGAUUCAAGUUUAGAAGGAGAAAAGGUGUAUCUUCUGGAAUGGGCUUGGCAACUUCAUGAAAACAACCGCAUAACUGAUCUGGUAGAUCCUAGACUUUCAGAAUUCAACCAGGAAGAAUUAAAACGCAUAGUAGGAAUAGCGCUUUUGUGCACACAAACAUCACCAGCUUUAAGGCCAUCAAUGUCGCGUGUGGUGGCAAUGCUUUCAGGAGAUAUUGAAGUGAGCAAUGUAACUACGAAGCCCGGAUAUCUGACUGAUUGGAAAUUUGAUGACGUGACAAGCUUGAUGACUGAUAUUGCAAUCAAAGGAUCAUCCAAUACAAGUUACCCGAAUUCAUCAGCAAGUACCAGCACAGUGGGUGGUGCAUACCAUUCACCAAUAGAUGCUUCUAAACCCAUCCUCGAUGAGAUUCUUAAGGAGGGUAGGUAAGAAUUAUUUUACUCUCGAGUGUUCAAGUCAAUUGUACAAGGAUUAUGGAAAUUUGCACCAAAACUGUUUUCCUUCGUUGUAUUAUUGUAUAUGCUACCUUAAUUUGUAAUGUAAAUAAUAAUUAAAGUGAUUGGGAAUGUACAACAAUGAUAAGGUCUUGGUGCCAUGAAAUGUUAUCAUUCAAAUUGGAUUUAGAUGACGUGAUGUGUGUGAUAGACUGGAAAGCACAGUUUCAUUUAUUCAAGAAAACAAAAAUUCAGAAGAAAGGCCCCUUGCUUGAUUCCAUUCUCUUUCGCCUUCCAAUCUGCAUCCAUCCGGAUAGAGCACUCUUAAAGAUGGUACAGAUAAGGUUAGGAGAACAAGUCUUUAGGGAAGCAGCAUGUCAAAUCAACUAAAGGAUUGUUCUCUUUUAGGUGUAGCAGUCCAAAAAGCAAUACUACUUUUAACCUUCUUUGUAGUAUCUUCAAGAAGAUUUAAAUCAUCUUUAGCAAUUAAAU